UGACACCGAGUGGAGGGAAGUCGGAAGUCGCUUGCAGGGUGAAAAUGAGGAAGAGCAAAAGGAAAACCAACACUAUCGAAAAGGAGUUUGUGUUUGAGUUUAAAGCAGGAAAACAUCACUGUGUCCUCAAAGUACCGCUUCAGUUCCCGCUUAAAGAAAAUGUUAAUGAUCUUCAUGGACGGAUAGUCCUGCUUCAUAAUAUCCCCUGUUUUGUUGAAAAUGAAUUGAAAACAAGACUGGUCAGUUUCAUAGAAGGGGAGACGUUGGUGGACUAUGACCGGGAUGCAGAAGCAGCCCUACAGAGGCUCACUACAGGAGAGGUCGAUAUCAACAAACUUACAAAUGUAUGGGCCAAGGUCUAUUCUGAGACUACAUUGGAACAUGCCCGUCCUGAGGAAGCCAGCUGGCAUGAGGAUUUUGCAAAUGUAUAUCACGAACUGAUCCACUCUCCAGCCUCAGAGACACUCCUCAAUCUGGAGCACAGUUACUUUGUCAGCGUCUCUGAGCUUAUCAGUGAGAGAGACAUGGAACUCAAGAAACUUCAAGAGAGGCAGGCUGCUGAGAUGGAUAAAGUCAUGCAGGAGCUUGGAAAGACUUUAUGUGACCAAGAUGUAAAUACAGUGGCUGCCCAGCACUUUGAGGCACAACAGGUUCUGGAAAACAAGUGGGCCAGUGAACUGAAACAAGUUACAGGUAUCCAGAAACACGAGUAUCAGGAGUGGGUGAUGAAGCUUCACCGAGACCUUCAGAAUCCUAAUAACAGCUCAAUCACCGAGGAGCUCAAGGUGCAGUCCGGACAGCUAGGAGAGGGAGGGGAGGUGGGGGCUCGGAUCUUCGAGGAACAGCGACAGCUGGAGGAGAGCUUCACCAUCCACUUAGGGGCUCAGCUUAAGACCAUGCACAACCUGCGGCUUGUGCGAUCUGACGUGCUGGACUUUUGUAAGCACCGUCGCCAUAGCAGCAGUGGGGUUAAACUGCGGCGACUGCAGACCGCUCUCUCGUUGUACUCCACUUCACUCUGCGGCCUGGUGCUGCUGGUCGACAACAGAGUCAAUUCAUACAGCGGCAUAAAAAGAGACUUUGCCACAGUGUCCCAAGAAUGCACGGAUUUCCACUUCCCUAGGCUGGAUGAGCAGCUGGAAAUCAUCCAGCAGGUGGUGCUGUAUGCCCGAGCUCAGCGCAGCAGCAAGCAGAAAGAGCAGCCGGAGAUGCCAAGAAAUGGAAGUAGCGAAGACAAAAAUAAGAUGAUAGACAGAAAUUCUUCCAACAUUCUUCCAGGUGAAUACUACAUCAGCCGCCAUUCGAACCUGUCUGAGGUUCAUAUUAUGUUUCACCUCUGCGUGGAUGAUAACGUGCGUUCGGGGAACAUCACAGCCCGUGACCCGGCCAUCAUGGGUCUUAGGAACAUCCUGAAAGUCUGUUGCACUCAUGACAUCACCACCAUUACUAUCCCACUGCUGCUGGUGCACGACAUGUCUGAGGAGAUGACUAUUCCUUGGUGUCUGAAACGAGCUGAGCUAGUCUUCAAGUGUGUAAAAGGUUUUAUGAUGGAAAUGGCCUCCUGGGAUGGAGGAAUCUCACGGACUGUCCAGUUCCUUGUUCCACAGAGUAUCUCAGAGGACAUGUUCUACCAGCUGAGCAACAUGCUGCCUCAGAUCUUCCGAGUCUCCUCAACGCUCACGCUAACAUCAAAACGCUGACCGAGCCACCAGGAGAAACUCAUGUUCCUUACAUCUCAACUGCCAAUAUGUAGGACGUCCCAUCACUUUAGGUGCUUCAUUUUCAAAGACACGGAGACAAAAACUGUGCUGUAUGUCAUGUACGAGCCUGUUCCAAGAGGCUUAGCACAUUGUCCUGAUUAUUUCAAUCAUAGAUGUUUACUGGCAUUCAUCAUUUGUUUAUUCCGAAUCAGAAAGUGCGAUAAAUAUUCAAGGGCAUUUUCAGAUGCAUUUGGCUGUGAUACUGUGAUCGGCGUUCACCUAAUGCUGCAUUGGAAGCAGGCAAUGCCAAGACAAGCUGUGUAUUUGUGCUGCAUUGCAGUCAAGCACCUUUGGCCUCUCGUGUCUUCAUUACUCGCCAGAAACUCCAGAUGGCGCUGUCUUGGAGCUCUUUAAAGCAGGAUUGAGGUAACUAAAGCUGCUGAUUCCAAAUGUCAGAUGAAACCAGACAUCUGAGUAUUAUAAGUGAUUUACCAUGUGUUUGUAUAUAAGGUGGCAGUUGUAGGUACUGGCACGUAUGCAGUUAUAUUUAAACUGUGUGAACUGAGGCACUGCUUGUGCGUUUCGUAAAACACGAAAGGAAUUUCAACUGUAUUUUUUUAUCGUGAAUCUUACAAACGUUUACCUUAUUGGUCAUGUGUUGCAAGUGGUGUCUUGAAAACGUACGUUCUUAUAACAAGCUGGGUUGUUUCAAUCUAUGGUUGGGUCAAAUAUGGAGAUUUUCUAGGUUUAUUUAAACCAGCGGUUGGAUUGAAACAACCCAGCAUUUAUAUUGUAUCUUCAUAAUGUUAUAACAAAUAACAGACUAGUGGGAAAAUGCGUUUUGUAAUUUAUUUUAAAUGCCUUAACAAACAGAAUCUGCAAGUUAACUAGUUUCAAUUAAGUCUUUUGUGAGAUUUUACCUAAUGAGUACAUUACAAUGCAAAGUUCCCAAGCAGGGCUAAUCUGAGGGUUCAAGCAUUUGCAUUCCCACCAGUCUUUUGUUCCAGACCACUGGCAUGGUAAUGACAUCAGUUCGUUGCUAAAUGUCACUACAAUGAAUGCAAAUAUCAUUGUAAAUUCGAUGGACUCAAUCAAUUCAAUUUGAUGUAUUGACACUAGUGCAUACAUACUAAUUUGUUAUUUUACUCCCACCACUGAUUCUGUUAUACAUUAUAAGUAUGUAAAUAAACAUGGUGUAUGCUCAUUA
Messenger RNA from Triplophysa dalaica, 2907 nucleotides. It is a transcript of the gene ferry3, whose product is annotated as chromosome 24 C12orf4 homolog. Gene Ontology annotation, cellular component: cytoplasm. Gene Ontology annotation, biological process: regulation of mast cell degranulation. Lineage: Eukaryota; Metazoa; Chordata; Actinopteri; Cypriniformes; Nemacheilidae. The transcript has 14 exons. The coding region runs from base 45 to 1700 and encodes 551 amino acids. The record is from RefSeq and is a predicted model, not a curated record.